Helianthus annuus (common sunflower) is the source of this 365-nucleotide messenger RNA. RefSeq lists its product as uncharacterized. The transcript is spliced from 3 exons. NCBI's taxonomy places the organism in Eukaryota, Viridiplantae, Streptophyta, Magnoliopsida, Asterales, Asteraceae. Bases 21 to 365 code for a protein of 114 amino acids. The record is from RefSeq and is a predicted model, not a curated record.
GUGAUGACCAUGAACACGAAAUGGGAAUAGACAUUACAACGGAAGAACAGCGUAUUUGGGAUUUUCUAUUCGAUGUGAAGUACUCAAUGACACGGGGAAUGGUCAUCUCCUUGUCUAGCGGGGUAACAAAAAAAUUUGGUCAAUCUGCUGGAGAUGUUAUCUUCGAGAGUAUAUACGGCUUAGAACUCACAAAAACGCUGAUGCGCACUUUGAGGGAGGAAGUGAAGGUCUGCUCUGAUGUAGUUGAUGCUUGGGUAGAUGUGAUGAAUUUUGAAGAACUUGACAGAACCGACGGCUGCCCGACGCGGGUUUAUUUUAGCACAACUGUGAUAGUAAGUAUUCAUACUAUAUUACUUGAUCUUUGA